UGCUCGAUAGCCGCGCACUGUACAUCGAUAGUUGUUUACCUUUUUUCUAACAAGAAACAUUUACAAAAUAAGCGUUAAUAGCAUAAAACAAUUAUUUUGUAGUGUCUAGAUAAAUGCAGGAGUGCAGGGUAAAUAAAAUGUAAAAUUCUGCGCUGCCAAACCGUUCACACCGCUCGCAGCGGCACGCAUUUCGCUGCCAAUUUCGCCCUGUGCGCUGGCUGGGAGCAUUUUUAGUUUAGAUUACCAGAAACUACGGCCCGGAGGACGGUGGCUAGUCAUGGAGGAGGAUGUGGGACUGCCGGAGCCCAGUGCGGAUGUGGCACAGUCUUAUAUAACACGGGCGAAAGUGAAUCCUGCGAAGAAGGACAACGAGAAGCGGCGUCGAAAGGAUGCUAUGCGAAAGGUCUCGCAAAUAUUGCGGAAAUGCGACUCCCUGCGCUCCGUCGACGACCGCCAGUUUCUGGAGAAGCACCCGGACAUGGUGAAGGCCACAAAGAAGCGGAAGGAACGCAUCGAGAUCUACAAGGAGCGGGUGGUCGAGAAGGAGGAUGCCCCGCACGUGAUCGAGGCCAAGGUUGAGCAGCUGGCCAACAUAAUCUCCCAGGCGAAACAUCUCAUCUGUUACACGGGCGCUGGCAUCAGCACGGCCGCCCUCAUUCCCGACUACCGUGGCAGCAAGGGAAUCUGGACGCUGCUGCAGAAGGGCAAGGACAUCGGAGAACAUGAUCUGUCAAGUGCGAAUCCCACAUACACCCACAUGGCCCUGUACGAGCUGCACCGGCGCCGUCUGCUCCACCAUGUUGUCUCGCAGAAUUGCGACGGCCUGCAUCUCCGCUCGGGUCUGCCGCGCCACUCGCUCUCCGAGAUCCACGGCAACAUGUACGUGGAGGUGUGCAAGCACUGCAAGCCGAACGCCGUCUACUGGCGCCAGUUCGACACCACGGAGAUGACGGCACGCUACUGCCACAAGACGCACCGGCUGUGCCACCGCUGCUCGGAGCCCCUGUACGACACCAUAGUGCACUUCGGGGAGCGCGGCAACCUGAAGUGGCCGCUCAAUUGGACGGGGGCCACGCAGCACUCGGAGCGGGCGGAUGUGAUCCUGUGCCUGGGCUCUAGUCUCAAGGUGUUGAAGAAGUACACCUGGCUGUGGCAGAUGGACAAGCCGGCACGCCAGCGGGCCAAGAUCUGCGUGGUGAAUCUUCAAUGGACGCCCAAGGACAGCAUAGCCAGCAUCAAGAUCAACGGCAAGUGCGACCGCGUAAUGGCCCAGCUGAUGCAGCUGCUGAAUAUCUCCGUGCCCGUGUACACCAAGGAGAAGGAUCCCAUCUUUGCCCACGCCACCCUCCUCAUGCCCGAGGAGUUGCACACGCUCACGCAGCCGCUGCUCAAGAAUGCCGACGAAGAGGAGGCCUUCACCACCACCACCGAGGAGACGCAGGACUCGACCAUCUCCACGGAAAGCUGCAGCUUCAGCGAUCUGCCCAUAGGCAAGGGACCCCGCAUCCGGACCCCCAUUAAGAACGGAAGACGCAUCAAGACCAACCUCGACCUGCGGCAGAAGUAUGCGAGGAGCGUGUGCUCCAACUUAAUAAACGGGAAUGAUGCAGCGGUCAAGAUAGAACCAUCCUCUAAUGGAGAACUAAAGCUGGACAAUGGUUGUCGUCCUGGCUCUGCCCUGCUGCUGGUGGAGGAGGAGGAGACAACAAUCAAAGUGGAGACUGAACUGAAGCUGGAGGAGGCGCUGGAUAUCAGUCCCAACCACGAUGACGCCCUCCUCCUCACCACCGUGAAGCAGGAGAUGCAGUUGCUGGAGCUGCUGCCGAAACUGGAGCCGCUCUCGCUCAAGGAGGAAGUGGAAUUCGAUAUGGAAACGGGGGUCAAGACGGGGAUCCACCUAAAAGUGGAGUCGAGCAUGGAACUGCCAAAACUAGUCGCUAUUCAGAAGACCCACUUGGACGCGAGUCCGAGACCGAGUCUACCGAGUCUCUGCCAACUACCCGUAGAACUGUUUCUGGAGCCCGUGCAGCUCCCGCCGCUGGUGCCCAUCGGGGCGCCUCUGUCCACACCCUUCAUCGAACCCAAACACAUUCUGCCACCAGUGUUCCAGGCCCUCAACAUACAGAUCCAAAGCGACGGAGCCACCUGCUCGGCGGACUCCACCACCGAAGAAGACGAGGAAAACGAACUGUCGCAAAGUGACAUGCUGCGUCAGCACAACGACGAGGAGCUCCUCCGCCAGCUGCCCAGCUGGUACGACGCCAAGUACGCGUACUCUGGCCUGCACAGCAUCCUCAUACCGCCACCAGAGGAUCUCAACAUCUGGAACUCGCAGGUGGUACCGAACUUCGCCAUGAACCGGUCGGCCGCCAGCUGCGGCUUCUGCUUCGAUCGGUAUGCCGAGCUGGACUGCCAGUUCUAUCGCCAGUGGAACCUCAACCAACGCAAGCACAAAAAACGCGCCCGCAGUGGCCGUUUUGUCGUCUGCGAAUGCUGUCCGACUAGCGACGAUGAGGACGAGUACGACGAAAACAUCUCCCUGGCGCACAUUGCGGCAGCGGAGACGGCCAAGCGUCGCCAGCAGUUGACCACCAGUUUUCCCCGCAAGCUGGCACGCACUCAGGCGGGAUGGUAUGGCAAGGGCUACAAGAAGGGUCGCAAGCGCAGAUAGACUUGCUCACAAUGAGCAGAUCAGCGGCGACGGAUGCGAUGCUCGCUUCAAUAGUAUUUUAGCUGUAGGAUCAUAAGUUAUAGCAUAGAUGGUAGUGACACCUAGCCUAGGGUAGGGUAUCUUUUAAUUUGUAUAAUUUACGUACGUCCAUGUCCACGUUUAAGAUGGUCUUUACUUAUUUAUUACCAUGUCCUUCAGUCCUCGCUCUUUAUUUUUGACAAUAUUUAAUAUGUCAUUUUAAUUGAAAUGAUUGUAUUUUCAAUAUGUGUUGUUUGCUGAUUUGUAGGGAUCUUUUGUCCUUGAUGUGUGUUCGAUAUAUCUGUAUUUAUUUGGAAGUCGCAAUUCGAUUCAAUGUACUAUAUCCUAUUUUUAGGGAUCUUUGUCACAGCAACCCAUUUUAUUUACCGCCCACUUUUAGGUUUAAUAAACAAGAAAGCAUUAUGCUCUACUUAA
Molecule: messenger RNA, 3124 nt
Organism: Drosophila miranda
Lineage: Eukaryota; Metazoa; Arthropoda; Insecta; Diptera; Drosophilidae
Gene: Sirt7
Product: NAD-dependent protein deacetylase Sirt7
Exons: 2
Coding region: 278-2671 (797 amino acids)
Molecular function (GO): NAD+ binding
Source: RefSeq, a predicted model, not a curated record